AUGACCAAAGUCGAAAUCACCGGCGAGCCGGCCGACCCCGAGUCGUAUUACACACAGUACGCACAGCAGUACCAGACCGAGCCUCAGCGGCAGCAGAAAAGCACUUCUGUUCCGUACUAUGAUCCCCAAGUCAACGACAACAGCCAUGGCGGCGACAACAAGAGCACCUCCGGCAGCACCUUGAAAAUGACCAACGCCGCAUACUAUCGCUCCGGCCUCGCCAGCCGGCUAGCCGCCAUCGGUGCCCGCGCCGCCUCGCCCAUCAACAUGCUUGCAAACCGAGUGGGCUCUGAAGGUUUCUUGCCGGAGACCAUGUACAAGGAGUGCGAGAAAGCAGCGCGCAUUCUGCAGGGAUUUUCUGACCAGCUGACCCUGACCCGCAUGUCGUCAGCCUCGUCGUCGGCAUCCGCUCACUCCAAGAAUGGAGAGAAGGAGCAGAUCGUACCGCGCCGCUCCCUCAUCCACAUCCCCCCUUCGGUCCUUCAGCGUGCCGUUGGCCUUGCCGUCUUUACCACUGGCCGCAUCGGCAUGCACGUCUCCGGUGCCACUGGCUCGGGUGUCCUGAUCGCCCGCCGGCCCGACGGCAGCUGGUCCCCGCCAUCGGGCAUCCAGGUCCACGCUGUGGGCGCCGGCUUUAUCUUCGGCGCCGACAUUUACGACUGUGUGCUCGUGCUCAACACGCAGGAGGCCCUCGACGCGUUUUGCGGAAACACGCGGCUGUCGCUGGGGUCGAGUCUGGGCGUGACAGCGGGGCCAUACGGUGUCGGCGGUGGCUUCAAUGUGGCGACGACGCCCUGCCCGCCCAAAACAGGCGCUGCUGUCGACGGUGGCCCGUCCGCGUCUGGUGCCUCUAGUUCCAACGGGGCCAAGAACACCGUCCGCCAAACCAUGGACCGCGCCGCCUUCUCGUACAUCAAGUCCCGCGGCAUCUACGCCGGCAUCAAGGUCGACGGCACCGUCGUGACGUCGCGGCAAUCGGCCAAUGCGUCCUUUUACGGCGCACCCGUGACCGUGCGCCAGAUCUUGCGCGGGGACGUUCCUGCUGGCCAGUGGCAGGCUGCGGCUCAGGUUCUGCUGGACGCUGUGCGGGUGGCCGAAAUGCACGCCCGGCCGCAGCAGCCGCAGCCCUAUUACCCCCAACAGUACCCGCAGCAGCCUGGCCAAGCGUACCCUCAACAGUGGUAUGCCCCAGGGCCGUCGGCGUCGUGGGCCGCACCGCCUGCCCAGCCGCCUACCGUGCCGUCGCCAACUGCCCAGCCGAGCAAGGCCGCUGCUACUCCAGUUGUGUCGCCUAAUACAACGGCAACACCGGCAACACCAGUGGCACCGGAUGCCCGUACCAAAGAGCAGGAGGCAGCCGAUGAAGCGGCGGCGUCUGCGGGCGUUCCGCCACCGACAUACUCUACGGUCGACGAGCCGUCAGCGCGGAACAACGUGUCGCCCGUGGUCGCCGAUGAGGAUGUGCCGCCUGCAUAUGCUGACCAAGGCCAGGUGCAUCCUGGUACUAGUGACUCCAAGGGGGAGCAUUAG
Messenger RNA from Sporothrix schenckii 1099-18, 1530 nucleotides. RefSeq lists its product as uncharacterized. The transcript has a single exon. Gene Ontology annotation, molecular function: phosphatidylinositol binding. The record is from RefSeq and is a predicted model, not a curated record. Lineage: Eukaryota; Fungi; Ascomycota; Sordariomycetes; Ophiostomatales; Ophiostomataceae. Bases 1 to 1530 code for a protein of 509 amino acids.